AUGUCUUCUAUCACAUUAAUGACCUCAAUGAACAACUCAACCCAACCCCCAAACCCACAAACCGAACCAACCCAUACAUUACCACCCAUCCAAGCACCAUACUAUCAUCCAUCCUAUCCACUCACCACACCAGGCGUAGAUAUAAUCUUAUGCUCAUCUGAUUUAAUUUCAUGUAGAUUUGCAAUUUGUUCAAGUCGAUUUGAUUCAUUACAAGCUCAUGAACUUAUCUCAUCUCAUCAUCCUAUCUCAAUCGAUUUUGAAUUUCCUUUAAUCAAACUUAAUCAAACUAAAGAAGUGAUUGAAAUUAUUUUAUUGUGUCUUGAUUUGAAGAUGAAACCUGAUUUGACUAUUUAUACAUUUGAUCAGCUAGUGAGUGCAUUAGAAGCUGUGGCAAGCAGAGAAGAACUCGCCAAGGUUGAACGACUUUGUUUACUUGCAAUAGGAACAUACUACAAAACCAAACCUAUUCAAGUUUUCGCUCUAGCAGAAAUUUAUGAAUAUGAUUGGAUGGCUAGAUUAGCAUCUGAAUAUACAUUAUCAUUAGACAUCAAUUUACCUAUCCAUAAAUGUCUUCUUUCCAUUGAAGCUUUCAACGCAUUAAACGAACUUCAUUCGUUUCGAAGAAUCCAAGCUCGUGAUAUCCUAGACACCCUAACCCUUCCGAUCUACGAACCACACCAUCCGACCCACUGUAACCCCACCGAACUGAUCAAGUUUUGGAACCGAUCCUUAACCCGACUCAAAAGAAUUGUAUGGAAUUCAAGAGCUAAUCUAAACCUAAACCAAAUACUUUUAACCGAACUUUGA
Melampsora larici-populina 98AG31 is the source of this 807-nucleotide messenger RNA. RefSeq lists its product as uncharacterized. Lineage: Eukaryota; Fungi; Basidiomycota; Pucciniomycetes; Pucciniales; Melampsoraceae. The record is from RefSeq and is a predicted model, not a curated record. The transcript has 4 exons. The coding region runs from base 1 to 807 and encodes 268 amino acids.